AUGAUACCGUGCGACUGUGGCUCGAGUUACACCGGGGAAACUCGCCGCAACAUCGCAACCAGACUUAAAGAACACAUACGCAGUGUGAAAAACCGGGACACCCAUACAUCGGCGGUAGCUGAGCAUGCUUGUAGCACGGGCACGGCUCACUUCCUCCGUUUCGACAAGGUCUCAGUACUAGCGAGGGAAAAAUACUUCGUACCGCGGAAAGUACGUGAGGCCAUCGAAAUAAGCCGGCGUCCGAACUUCAACAGAGACGGUGGCUGGGCAUUACCACCUGCCUGGAAGUCGAGUCUGAAAUCUGCGUCAGACUGCACUGUUGCGGGUCUGGAGCACAGCGCGGUAUGUAACACUGUUUUAGCGUCGACCCGGGAUUCGAACCCAACACCAACGCAGCUGCAGGCGGGCGAGUCUAGCGUGCCCACAGUGACGCGCAUGCCGUGCGUCUCUGCCAACGUGGCGUUGGCAGAGACGCAGGGCAUCGUGGCGUUUGGAUAG
Molecule: messenger RNA, 498 nt
Organism: Spodoptera exigua (beet armyworm)
Lineage: Eukaryota; Metazoa; Arthropoda; Insecta; Lepidoptera; Noctuidae
Source: the annotation of a GenBank genome assembly